This is a messenger RNA of Halichondria panicea, 754 nucleotides long. RefSeq names its product prefoldin subunit 3-like. Gene Ontology annotation, cellular component: cytoplasm; prefoldin complex. The transcript has 4 exons. Gene Ontology annotation, biological process: protein folding; tubulin complex assembly; microtubule-based process. Gene Ontology annotation, molecular function: tubulin binding. The record is from RefSeq and is a predicted model, not a curated record. Lineage: Eukaryota; Metazoa; Porifera; Demospongiae; Suberitida; Halichondriidae. The coding region runs from base 89 to 646 and encodes 185 amino acids.
CAUAUCAUGCAAAGUGUUUCAAUAUUUCAAUACCUAAUGCUGAACUUUGAACUUCUGAAGCAUGGAUCGUAUAAUUGGAUAGAGCAGCAUGGAGGUGGAGAAGGAGCUGAGCAGUACUAUUCCUGAGGCCAUAUUUCUCGAUGACGUGGAGUCUUUCAUGGCCAAGCCAGAGAAUCCCUCAGCUGAGGUGGUUAUUAGGCGCUUUGAUGAGCUCUACAAGAAAUACAAAUUCAUGGAGUAUAAUCUGAGUCAAAAGAAGAAGAGGCUGCGUGAUCAAAUCCCUGAGAUACAAACUUCUCUGGACACUGUGGCCACUCUACAGAGCAAGCAGAAAGAGGGCAGACUCAUCACUACCAACUAUAUGCUCUCUGAUAGUGUGUUUGCCACUGCAGACAUACCUCACACUGACUCUAUCAUGUUAUGGCUUGGGGCGAAUGUGAUGCUUGAGUACCCUAUUGAGGAAGGGGCAGCCAUGUUAACUCAGAACCUCUCCACUGCCAAAGGUUCAUUGACUCAAGUGCAGAGUGAGCUGGAUAGAGUCAAGGAUCAGAUCACCACCAUUGAGGUGGACAUGGCCAGAGUGUAUAACUGGGAUGUCCAGGAGAGGAGGAAAGUCAAGGCUACUGCUACAACACCAUCUUUAUAGUUAGCCAUGCCUCACUGACUGACUGCUCUCUGUUAGUGUGCUUACUAGUUUGGCUCAUUGUUGUAAUGGAAAUGUGUUUGAAAUGAGUUUAUAUUCUGCUGCAAUAAA